AGCCGCCGUCCUUCCUCCUUCUGUCAAAGCCGUUGUUCUGUCAAAUUCGCUUUUAUUGGAGCAAGCGUGUAUUCUUCUUGUUUUCUUCAACAAUGGAAGAAGGUAAUUUAAGUAAUUCUUAUGUUGAUUCUAGAAAAUAUUUCUUCUCUUUUACCUCUAUUCUUCCAUCAUUCUCCCAGUUACGAAAAUCAUUGUGUUAGAGUUGAUGUCGAUUUUUUCUUUUUUUUUUAUACUUCUCGUCGUCGCCAUAUUGGAGCAGCCCCGUAUCGUGCCAUAUUAUCGUUUUCGUGUUCUUCAACAAUGGAAGAAGGUGGUUUGAAAGAACUUCGUAAUUCUCUUCAAGCUGGAACUCCUCCAACGUCGGCCUUUGAAAAGAGGUGCAUGAUUGAAGUAGUAGAGGUCCAUCCUUCGGAAGUUGUAAAGACCAAGGGUCAUGCUAGCAGCUCCGCGAGCCGACUGAUUUCAAAGAGAGAAAAGGCUGUAAAGGAGGCUAUUAGGCCUCUUAGACGUUGUAAGGCGUGCGAUGAGUUAGGCCAUCACGACUCUAGAAACUGUCCAAUGCUUAAAGAGAUGGCGAAGGAGAAAGAGCUUAGUAAAGGCAAGAGGAAAGCUUGAUGUGUUUUGUACCUAAAAAAUUAGUUUUCGUCUUGUAUUCAGUUUUAUUAUUU
Salvia hispanica is the source of this 668-nucleotide messenger RNA. The record is from RefSeq and is a predicted model, not a curated record. Lineage: Eukaryota; Viridiplantae; Streptophyta; Magnoliopsida; Lamiales; Lamiaceae.